Molecule: messenger RNA, 2495 nt
Organism: Salvelinus fontinalis (brook trout)
Lineage: Eukaryota; Metazoa; Chordata; Actinopteri; Salmoniformes; Salmonidae
Product: serine/threonine-protein kinase tousled-like 2
Exons: 4
Coding region: 907-1242 (111 amino acids)
Source: RefSeq, a predicted model, not a curated record
AAAAUUUUCAAUAUGGGAGACAAUUUAGCGUUAACGUGAGUUUCAUUAGCUUGCACAAUCUUUUGGUUUAAAGUAAUUGACGUCAACGUUAAUGAUAUACUGGUAGUCUAAUUUUGUUAGCUAACAUUAGCUAGCUUGGUUAAUCAUUCCUGCAUUAACUGGAAAGGGACUACCGUAUGCUAAUGUCUCAUAACCUAUAUCAACCUGACUCUUUGCGUCUAUAAACCAUGACUUAGUUGCUAAUUACUUAACUAUUUACCAUGUGGUUAAAUGUGUUUUUCAGCUGCUAAUAUAAGCACAGACAUGCUGCCCAGCCUCUCUAAGGAGGAUUUACGUGAUCUCUUUCCCUUCUUCAGAAGGAGAACCAUUUUGAGAUUUACUCAUGGUGAAAAUGAGGUAAUGUUAGAUUUUGACAUUUGGGAGACAUUUAAUCUAACCAAGCAGACAGUGUUACUGUAAUCAAAGUAGCAUUUCCUGGCCAUCAUUACAAUACAUGUAUCUACAGAUGUACUUGUUUUGGUGUUUGCUGUUAGGUUGUUGUUACAGUGUGGUGUUCUUUGCCUUUAUAGUUACUAUAGAAUAAAUGUAUGUCUUAUACACGGUCAAGAAUCAGACCUGUGUAGACCAGGCACCUCCUCCCGGGGACCUGUGAUUUCAGAUCUACAACCAGUGGAGCUGAGUAGAAGCAGCUUUUGAAAAGGAUUCAGAAUGUUACAACCCCCAAAAAGAAGCAGGGAGCGACCCCUUCAAGAAAGUGGCCACGAAGCCUUAGAUUUCAGAGCAGCCAGGAGAUGAUGUUGGAGAGAAUCCCCACUAUCUAGAUGCAACACCCCAGAGGUUGAACAGUUGGGUGAAACUUCUGAGUGCCUACAGAACCAGGCGAGACAUUAUAAAACUCUACAGGAGAUGUAUAAAACCAAGUCCAGACCCAACCAGAAGGAUGUUUCCCAGCGUCUGGACCUUGAAUUCCAAGCAAGACGGGCCUUCAUCGACUCUGAUGCUACUAAGGAGCAGGACAGGCCUACCAAGAUUCUUCAAGCGUAUCCCUGCUUCAGAGAACUGGAUCAUGCCUUCAUCCGCCGCUACCUGGCCAACCGCAAGGAGGAGAGCAUCGACGUGCUGCAGCUGGCCCAAGACCCAUUUCUCAUGCCCCCCUUCUGCAAGGCCCUUGCCACCGGACCUGGGCCAUUGGCGUCGGGCUCCACGCCCUCCACCGCAUACAACAGCAGUGCCUCGAACUGAGGUGCCCAACGCCACCCCUGAGGGCUCGUGUGGGGGCCACAUUACUCAAACGCCCUCCCUUCUGGAUGGGGGAAGGAGGAUGGAGGGGGUAAAAACAGACUAAAGGAUGGAGGAGUAAUAUCUGAAGUGCCCUCCCUAUCCCCACCCCUCCUAAGACAUGAAGGGGCAGUGCCAGUCUAUGGCUUGUCUGUAGGACCCACUGGCUUCCCACGUACAUGUACACACACACAACCCUGCCACAAAGAAGAGAAAGACCUUGCUGGGCCUGUUCAGUGGUCUGCAUCACAGGGUCAUAGGAAAACGGACUGAAGUCACAGUGUGUUGUGUGUGCAUUCCUGUUUUCGGGAAAACCAAACAGCUCAAAUCAAAUUGUAUUUGUCAAAUAUAUGUGUUUAGCAGAUGUUAUUGUGGGUGUAGCGAAAUGCUUGUAAGCUAGAAGCAUGGCAGCCCUGUCUGUCGGCACCAUUUUCCUACAUAUCCAUUCCAUUUGAUGUUUUGAGAGAAAGGCUUUUCUCGGCAGGGUUCAAAUGAAGGGGGAGUUUCUAUUUUUGAUGACCAAAGUUGAAGGCAUGCCUGGCUGAUACAACACUGUUACGUUUUACACAAGUCUAACUGUCAGGUGAAAGAAAGAAGUCAUUUUCACUAGGAUCAUCACUUUGGACUGAUUUGAUCAGAUUUAAAUAUUUUCUUGGAUAUUGGACUGGGAGUUUACUUUGUUAUUUGGAUGGUUGUCCAUAUUUUUUCAUGAGGCUUUCCCCCAAAAUGGAGGGAGAGAGACUUAAUAGAAAUGCAUAUAAACCAUUCACCGACUGUUGGUAUGACUUUGUGGUUUGUUAGCAAGGAGUUACGUCAAAGAUAAUUCUUAUUCAUUGCAAAUUGUGCAGUAUAACAAUCUAAAUUGCAACAUAACUUAAAUAAUAGCAAAGUUAUUUUAGUAUAUUGUGAAACAUGAUUUCACACUUGAGCAUAGGUGUGUUGUUUACCAGAGAAAAGCAGAAUAGCCUAACUGGUAAUACUCAAAUAUACACAGUCAUACAGAGCUAGCUACGUGUUAUGUUCAAGGCUAGCAACACAAUGACUGCCUGUAGAGUGUAUAAAGUGCCUUCAGAAAGUAUUCACGCCACUUGACUUUUUCCACAUUUUGUUGUAUGGAUUAAGUUGAGUUUCACUGGCCUACACACAAUUCCCCAUAAUGUGAAAGUGGAAUUAUGUUUCUAGAGAUUUUUACGAAUGAAUUAAAAGUAUUGUGUCAA